AUCCACCCAGAAAGGAGGUUCACAUACAAACAGAUCUACGAGGCCUCCAACAUCUUGGCCAACCAGCUCCAUGACGCUGGCAUCACUAAUGGCGAUGUCGUCAUGAUCUUUGCCUACCAUUCCGUCGAACUCCUCAUGGCCUUCAUGGGAACCCUCGCUGCCGGCGCUACCAUCACUGUCCUAGACCCCGCGUACCCUCCGGUGAGACAGCAGAUCUACCUUGAAGUGUCCCAACCAAGGGCCCUGAUCACCAUCGGAAGAGCCAAAGACGAUAAUGGUCCUUUCGCGCCGCGUGUCCAGAAUUAUAUUGACGAGGAACUACAUCUCAAGACACGGGUCCCCGAGAUGCGGAUGAGUGACGAUGGCCACCUCACUGGCGGUGAGGUUGAUGGAAAGGAAAUCUUUACCGACGCUGAAGGCGAAGCAUCAACGCCUCCGGAUGUUCUAGUUGGACCAGACUCGUCAAGUAUUCUGAGCUUUACCAGUGGCACGACAUCUACGCCUAAGGGGGUGAUGGGCAGACAUUACAGCCUAGCCAGAUACUUCCCCUAGAUGGCGGAGCAAUUCCGAUGGACGUCAAAGACAAAUGGCAUAAGCCAUGACCCCCCAUUCAGCGGGACU
Messenger RNA from Ilyonectria robusta, 621 nucleotides. RefSeq lists its product as uncharacterized. Bases 103 to 552 code for a protein of 149 amino acids. The transcript has 3 exons. The record is from RefSeq and is a predicted model, not a curated record. NCBI's taxonomy places the organism in Eukaryota, Fungi, Ascomycota, Sordariomycetes, Hypocreales, Nectriaceae.